This is a messenger RNA of Wyeomyia smithii (pitcher-plant mosquito), 5422 nucleotides long. RefSeq lists its product as uncharacterized. The record is from RefSeq and is a predicted model, not a curated record. Bases 1200 to 2135 code for a protein of 311 amino acids. Lineage: Eukaryota; Metazoa; Arthropoda; Insecta; Diptera; Culicidae. The transcript has 2 exons.
UCUUUUCACUGAGUCGUAUGCCGCCUUGAAAUUCACAAACAGAUUGUGCGUCGUCGUGGAACGCCCCUGUGAAAAACCAGCCUGGUAUUCACUAAAAAAGGAUUCCGUUAACGGUCUCAAUCCGAAGAACAUGAUACCGGAGAGCACUUCAUAUUAGGGGCGGCGUACAACAGCGUCUGACCCGGAGCGGGUGGCUGAGUUAUGGAAUGCUGCAUCCCGCCAGCUACACCUAAAAUGGCAGUCCCAUUAGCAGGAUGUAGGUAUCGCGACCCUGGUGAGGAAGCAUAUCGAAACCUUUCUUCAACCAUGAACAACGAAAUUAGGAAUACGGAACGGAUCAAUCGGCAAAGACAUAGGCUACAAACACGGAAAAGGUUAAGAUAAACGAUUGGAAAUUGGGUACUAGGAACGUCCGAUCUCUCAAUGAACCGGCGCGGGCUGGUUUGCUUGCUCGAGAACUACAGCGACCGGGAGGCGAAAUCGCAGCGAUUCAGGGGGUUCGGUGGCCAAAUUCCGGAGAAAGGCAAUUCUGUGCAGUAGACCCUAUUGCACACACUUCUUUCAAGUACAUCUACUACAGUGGCUACUUGGUUUCGUAGUGCUGGGAAAUCAGAAAACAAGAGUCAUCCGGUGGAGGCCCGUAGAUGACCGUAUAUGCGUGUUGAGGAUUCGGGACAAAUUCUUCAACUACAGUUUAAUCAACGUCCACCUACGCACCGACAAACGACAAAUCCGAUGAAGUCAAAGAUGAGUUCUAUGCCAAGCUUGAGCGACGUUUGAAUAUUUGGAAACACCUGGAGGCAUCCAAAUGGAGAAGCCUGCUUCCAGAUCGAUCACGUACUGAUUGACGGUCGGCACUUCUCGGAUGUUACUGAUGUUAGGUAUUUUCGGGGACCAAACAUUGACUCUGACUAUUAUCUCGUCGUUUGUAAGAUCCGCGCACGGUUGUCGAACGUGCAGAAAUCUCGCACAGAGAGGACGACGCGUUCCAACAUUCAGCGGUUGAAAGCUGAUGGCGUGGCAACAGAAUUGGCCAGAGAGCUGGAUCAAUGGAUCGCAGAACAGCAGGAGGAAGGAGUGGCAGACAGCUGUCCACGUGGUAUGUGGAUGGCCCCUAAAGGGGCUGUGCAGCAGUAUCCACGGCGCCAUCGAAACGACUGCGAGAGAGGUGGUAGGUACGACGCGUGAAAGACAGCCUAAUGGCUGGUUCGAUGCCGAGUGCCAGAGAGCGACAGAUGAGAAGAACCGUGCCAGGAGCCGCAUGCUCACUGCGGCUACGCGUCAGAACAGAGAAAGAUACAGGGUGGCAAAAGCUGCCGAAAAUAGAACCCACCGUCGGAAGAAGCGCGAGUACGAGGAGCAGGUGCUCGCCAGCGCAGAGGACAGCUAUGCCCAAAACGACGUGCAGAGAUUCUAUAGAACUGUCAACAGAGUCAGAAGCAGGAAUUUCCCUGUGCCGGUCAUGUGUAAUGACAAGGACGGCAACCUGCUUACUGAUAAACCGACGGUUGCAGCCAAGUGGAAGGAGCAUUUUCAGGCGCUAUUGCGCGAUUGGUGAGCUGAAAAACGACAAGGCCGCUGAGAAGGACGGUAUCUCGGCCGAACUUUUAAAAGCGGGAAGCGAGCGGCUGUACUAUGCGAUCCACCAGAUAAUACUAAGGAUCUGGGCGGAUGAGCAAAUGCCGAACGACUGGUUGGAAGGCCUCAUAUGCCCUAUCUAUAAGAAGGGCCAUCGAUUGGAUUGUGGCAACUAUAGAGGCAUAACGUUGCUCAACUCCGCAUAUAAAGUGCUCUCUCGUAUCCUGUUCUUCAGAUUGAGACCGUUAACGGAAUCCUUUGUUGGCGAAUACCAGGCUGGUUUUCGACAGGGGCGUUCCACGACGGAUCAAAUUUUCACCCUGCGACAGAUCCUCGAUAAGUUCCGGGAGUACAACUUAACGACUCACCAUAUGUUUGUGGAUUUCAGGGCGGCAUACGACUCAGUGAAAAGAAACGAGCUGUGGCAGAUCAUCCUGGAACACGGUUUCCCUACGAAACUAAUUAAGCUGAGUCGUAUGACACUGGAGGGAUCAAAAUCGUGCGUGCGGAUAGCUGGUGAGACAUCGGCCGCGUUCGUCACGUCCACUCCGUGGUAGGCCUCGCACGCGGUAGAUGUGCGCGGUGGAAGAAGAUGCACGAUCUGCUGAUGUACGAGGAGACUGGAGAGCGGCUGCCCAAGACAGAAGAAGCUGGACAUCUCUAAUUCGUUCGGCCCUAGACCGGUUAACGGUCCGUUAGCCAACAAAGUAAGUAAAAAAUUUAAGAUUGCGUUUUCCGGGAACAUUGCCAAAAUGUACCGGCAAGUACUUCACGCGCCUCAAGACCGACGUUUUCUUCGUAUUUCCUGGAGAGCCCAUCCGUCUCAACCACUGCGAGUUCUAGAACUUUGUACGGUGACCUAAGGGACAGCAUCCGCUCCCUACCUCGCGACAAGGUGCUUGGUACGGCUCGUCGAAGAAGAAGGCAAAUCUUUUCCUAUCGCCGCUCGCAUCGUGAAGGAAGAAACUUAUAUGGAAGAUGUGCUUUCCGGUGCAGGCUCGAUAGAAGAGGCCAUCGAGGCUCAACGACAAACUCCUUGUUCAACGACUGUGGCAACUUAAGAUCGGAUGGGACGAUCCGGUCGAUGCAGACACAGUCAAAGGUAGCUCCUAUGGAGGAACUUUCAAUCCCUCGCAAGGAGUUAUGCGUCACGCGGCUAUUGACCCGGUUGUUACUAAAAGUAAUACCCGCCUUGGAUAUAGAACUCCGAGAGAUUAUGCUUUGGUGUGACAGCACAAUUGUCCUGGCUUGGAUCAAGCCGCUCAACCAACUCCAGUUGUAUGUCCGGAAUCGAAUCGCCAUAAUCCAACAACACACUAGUGGAUACCGCUGGGAAUCAGGCUUGUAAACGGUCACCAUUUUCAUUUGAUCUCGCUUCCUUAGCGUGCGUCACAGUCGGCUUUCGCUCGUAAAUGUUAAAUAACCAAACCAUCGCCGCUCAGCUCACAGGAAGAAAAGGAUAGUCAACCGACACUCGCGUAUCGAAGAGAUGCACACUGUCAAUCUUUUAGCGAUGUUAUUUCGGCUUUUUUCUGUCUACUUCGUUCAUUUAUGUUGAGAAAUAUUAUUACAAGAUCAAUGAUAUAAAUAAUUUCCAGAAUACAAGCACUCAACGUCAACGUCAAAAUACGUUUGAGGAAAAUAACGUCGUGAUGGCGAGACUCAUUAGGCAUUUUUGUUUAAGAAUGUAUUCAGACAGCGGGCCUUGGUAGCGUCAGAGGAAAAAGAAGACGAUUAUCGCAGUGAAAAGUGGUUCUACCGUGACCAUUUCGAAGCCUGCUGGGAAUACGUUCGAUCGCAGCAAAACCCAGCCGACACCGUUUCUCGUGGUCAACUACCAGAGGGUUUGAAAGACAACAACCUUUGGUGGAACGGCCCCGAGUUUCUCCAGCGAGUGGAACUUUCCGAAUUGAAAGAACCAAUCGUUAUUGCAGCUGUGAAUGUUGUACCAUUUCCGUUUUUCUCCAGGUACAGUAGCUUUCGUAAGAUCCAACGUGUUAUGAGCUACGUCCUGCGAUUUAUUGCCAACUGUCGAAUCAAGGUCCCGACCUCACGAGAGAAAAAUCCUCAUCAAACCAUCUCUGAACUGCGCUCGGCUACCGAAGCUAUCAUACGCGUGGUUCAACAAGUUCACCUGGCUGACGAAAUUCAUCGAGUCAUCAACAAUUAACUCUGCAAGAAGUUGGCAAAUUUGCGUCCUGUUUUAACCAACGGCUUACUUCGUGUGGGUGGUCGAUUUGACCGCUCUCAUCUACCGUUUGAAAGCCGCCAUCCCAUCAUCUUACUGGACAAGGACCCAGUAGCACGCCUUCUAAUCUGGCAAAUGCACAUCGAACAGCUUCACGUCGGGCAGUCUGGAUUGAUGAACGCUAUGAGACAACGCUACUGGCUUUUGAACGCUCGAUCAACAAUUCGGCAGAUUACACGCAUGUGUAUCAGAUGCUUCCGGAUUAACCCAACCAACACAACUCAACUGAUGGGGAACUUACCAGUAUCAAGAGUGGUACCGUCGUCACCAUUCGCAAUCACCGGUGUGGACUAUGCUGACCCGUUUUUAAUAAAACAAGGUAGACGCCGCCCGACCCUGGUCAAAGCUUACGUGGCUGUCUUCGUGUGAAUGACAACCAAGGCCGUGCAUUUGGAGGUGGUUUCCGACCUUAGCACGGAUGCUUUCUUGACGUCGUUGAAGCGUUUCAUAGGCCGGAGAGGAAUAGUCCAGCAGCUGCACUCGGAUAACGCCACUAAUUUCCGAGGUGCUCAUCACGAAUUAAAUGAGUUAUUUCAACAAUUUCGAAGUCAGCAGUCUGUGGAUACCAUUAGAGAGUUUUGUUCGUCGCGUGAAACUUAGUGGCAUUUCAUCCCGCCGGAUGCACCAGAAUUCGGCGGACUUUGGGAAGCUGCAGUUAAAUCAGCAAAGACACACCUGAAGCGCAUUAUCGGAAACGUAAGGCUGACGCACAGUGGAACACUUAGAACAUCAAACCUGAUCAAAAUAAUUUAAAAAAAAUUUUUGCACUGAAAACGUAUCAUAUUGUGAUAAUAAAAACUAAUGAUUGGAUUUGGAUAAUUUUUUGCAUGGAGUAACCCACCUUAAAGUGAUGGAUGACAUUUCUUAUAAUGAAAUUUAAAUUCAGUCAUAGUCGGGUCAAAAUUCAUUGAAAUACUUGAAUUUAUCAUGAAAUGUCUUUUCAGUACACAUUUCAGUCAUUUGACAAAGUUUCAUUUCGGUAACCAAGGCUGCAACAAUCCAAGAAGCGAAAAAUAUGAAUUUCUUGAUUAUUUUCACAUAACGAUUCAACACGAAACCGGAAGCAUCCGGAAGGUUUAUCUUCACCAUUAUAACCAAAAAUAUUAGCACUUUCACGUAAUCUAAGCCGUUCAAUCGGAUUUUGCCGGAAACAUAACUUAUCCCAUUUUGAGUUAACUUAUAAAAAAAAAAUUUUGGGUUUUAUUUUAUUGAUUUUGACAAACACCUGGGUAUUUGGAGAGACUAGCAUACAUGCUAAGUACACAAUUCUGUUCGAUUAACCUUCUUUAACAAUCUCCAUCGUUGUUUAAUUUCAAAAUCACUUGUUUAUCUUCGGAACGUUAUAUUUUAGCUCACGGUAUCAAACCGUCAUUAUCAUGCACAAAAAACUGUUGAAUUGCGGUCGGUUGUAGCCUCUCGUUAAGACCGUAAACAUAACUUUUGUAUGUUGAAGAGCUGUCAAGUGAUCAAGCAUACAUCACACUCCAAAAUGAAACACUACAAUACAAAAUUGAUUUACUUUGAAUUUUUCACAUUUGAUCAGAUUUUAAACGUAUUUACUCCUAUGUGUGACAGUCGAAGAACUAACUACUAUUA